CUCAUAUCUGAAUACUCAAUAUCGGACUUGACACUCAACUAGCUAUCUGCCUAAGCUAUCCACCUCGGCUAGCAAUUUAGUAGCAUCCAUCUAUAGCAUACAAUGGAACACACAGCGACGCCCAUUACAUUGCCCGCGUGGGUUCAGUGUCCGGUGACGAUUGAGGGCUUGUACGCGCAGCAGGGCACGGAAGUUGCCAAAAAUUCACCGUUUCUCCGAUACAAAUACUGGGAGUACCGCGACGACCCAACGCAGGAGGUGAUCGGUGAGGCAAUCCCCGAAUACCUCAAGAAAAAAGUGCGCGUGGAACUCAUCGGCAACUUUGAGUUUCCGGUGGCCGGAAAAGUUGUACGUCUCCACGUGCGCAAGGGCCAGGAGAUUGGCUACGCUGGCGAGCUUCUCGCCGAGGUUUUGGAGGCGUGCGCGCACGCGGUGCAAUUCGGUGGACUCUGCGCCUUGUGCGGGAUCUCUUUGGAAGAGGAAAAGACGUAUUCUGGGUAUUCAUACGAUGACAGAGCACCGAUCUCGAUGUCCCAUGACACCGCGGGGUUGAAGAUCUCGCUUGACGAGGCGGAGCGAGUGGAAAACACCUCCACCAAGCGCUUGCUCGAUGCCAAGAAGUUGAUUCUCGUGGUUGAUUUGGACCAGACCGUGAUCCACGCGACGGUCGAUCCCACCGUUGGCGAGUGGAUGAAUGAUAAGACAAACCCCAACCAUAGCGCUUUGGAGGGGGUGCAAGCGUUUUCGCUCGAGGAGCACCCUGUAUUGCCUCCGCUCUAUGCCGGGCCAAAACCGCCGCCAAUAAAGUCCUGGUACUACGUGAAGUUACGUCCCGGCUUGGGGGAGUUCUUAGAGCGGGUAUCGAAGAUCUACGAAUUGCACAUCUAUACCAUGGCCACGCGGACUUACGCAGCAAACGUGGCCAAGAUCAUUGAUCCUGAAGGCAAAUUCUUCGGCGACCGUAUAUUGUCGCGUGAUGAGAGCGGCAGUAUGACCCACAAGUCGCUCGAGCGCUUGUUUCCGGUAGAUACAUCCUUGGUGGUGGUUAUCGACGAUAGAGGUGACGUGUGGCAGUGGUGCGACAAUCUCAUUAAGGUGGUGCCAUAUGAUUUUUUUGUGGGCAUUGGGGACAUUAACUCCAGCUUUUUGCCAAAGCUCAACCUGUUGAUCGGCCCGUCGAAGCGGAGAAAGUCGAUUGAGGAGCUUGAGGAGAAGAUUCACAAAGAUGACAAAACCGAGGAGACGAGUGAGGAGAGAGGGGAAGAGGAGGGGGAGGAGGAGGUUGUGCGCGACCACGAACGCGCUGCGUCAUUAGAAGCCCAACAGCAGGAGCGCCCGCUCGCAAAGUUGCAGAAAGAUCUCACCAGUAUCGUCGCUAAAGAGCACCCAGACGAUCCUGUCGAGGAAAGCUUACUCUCUGACGAUGACGGCGAGUUGGAUAACCUCGGAAACACUUUGUACAAGGUCCACGAGUGCUUCUACGAACAGUACUCAGGGCACCAGCCAGGGCCCGAAAUUGCGACGGUAAUGCCUGCAAUGAAGCGUGACGUCCUCAAGGGUCUCACGUUCCUCUUCCUGGGGUUGUUACCGUUAAACAAAAACCCUGAAACGGUGGAUAUUGUCAUUUGGGCCCGCUCCUUCGGUGCACAGGUUGUGAUGGAGCCGUACGACUAUGUCACCCACGUGAUUUGCAAGAACCCCGGUACAUUCAAGGUGCGAUACUCGCGAUCCGAGUUGCCUGACUGCCAGAUCGUCAACCCCGACUGGUUGUUUGAGUGUUUCUCCAAGUGGGAAAGGGCCAACGAGCGCAAGUACUUGAUAUUUGAGGAGCGGUUUGUUAAGUUGUCGGAAGCGGAGAUUACAAAGUACAAGACGAGUUUGCAGCGGAAGGCCCCUCAGCCCGAGGUUGCGAAAGAGGAGACGUAUGAGACGGUAGAUAACAUGGACUGGGACGAUUUGAACAAGGAAGUGGAGGACUUUUUGUCGUCUGAUAACGAUGAUGAAGAGGAUGCGGAUGAUGAAGUCCCAGAAAGCGAGGCCAAUGGCUCAGUCAAGAGAACGCAUGAGUCAGAGGAGGAGGAGGGAGACUUGAAAAGGCCAAAGAUCGAAAGUGUGAGUGAAGAUGACAUGGACGCGUUGGAGAAGGAAUUGAUGCAAGGCUUCGAGGACAUGGAGAGCGAGGACGAGUAACAGGCCGUCGGUUGUAAACCCGUUUGUAUUAGUAUACGUAUCUAUAUGAUGGCACCAGGAAAGC
Molecule: messenger RNA, 2254 nt
Organism: Babjeviella inositovora NRRL Y-12698
Lineage: Eukaryota; Fungi; Ascomycota; Pichiomycetes; Serinales
Product: protein serine/threonine phosphatase
Exons: 1
Coding region: 103-2190 (695 amino acids)
Cellular component (GO): nucleus
Molecular function (GO): RNA polymerase II CTD heptapeptide repeat phosphatase activity
Source: RefSeq, a predicted model, not a curated record